This is a messenger RNA of Ilex paraguariensis (yerba mate), 240 nucleotides long. The record is from the annotation of a GenBank genome assembly. Lineage: Eukaryota; Viridiplantae; Streptophyta; Magnoliopsida; Aquifoliales; Aquifoliaceae.
AUGAGAGUGGGUGGUAGGGUAGGCCCAGCAGCUAUUCCAAGGGAUGCACAAACAAUUACACCUGAAGCAAUUGAGUGCGUAAACGAUGCGCUUGCAAGCACUGAAAUCGAGCACAAAGCAGAGACCAAAAAGAAGGCAGUUCCAUGCAAAGCAGCGGGCCAACGUUGGGAGGACCCAACUCUUGCCGAAUGGCCUGAGAGUAUGUUGUCUGCCCUAUUUCGUUUCCUUAUGAUUAUGUAG